AUGGAGGCCAUAUCUUCCAAGCACCUUAUCACGACCCUUCUCAUAAUUCUUUCUUCUAGUUUCACCGCUCAGGGUACCAACAAAGUUAAUGAAAGACCAUACCAAGAAGCGAGCACAGUGUUCAUUAGAACAUCAUGUAGUUCCACAACAUAUCCAAGACUCUGCUACAGCUCCCUGGUGAAGCAUGCAGACUUGAUCCAAACAAAUCACGUGGUGCUAACAGGCACGGCCCUGAAUGUGACUCUUGCAUCUGCGAAAUCGACCUCGGCAAUGAUUUCAGCACUGGCAAAGAGACAGGGGCUGAAGCCAAGAGAGGUUGCGGCGAUGAAGGACUGUGUGGAGGAGCUGAGUGACUCAGUGGAUGAACUGAGAAGGUCUAUCGAUGAGAUGAAUCAUCUAAGACCCUCCAACUUUGAGAUGACAAUGAGUGACGUACAAACGUGGGUGAGUGCUGCUUUGACGGAUGAGAGCACGUGCAGUGAUGGAUUCCAAGAGACUGAGACUGGUGGUUCAAAUCUUAAGAGAAGUGUGAGAGGACUUGUUGUGCAGGUAGCCCAAUUGACCAGCAAUGCCUUGGCUCUGAUAAAUCAGCUAGCCAAUUCUCAUGGUUAA
Sphenostylis stenocarpa is the source of this 612-nucleotide messenger RNA. NCBI's taxonomy places the organism in Eukaryota, Viridiplantae, Streptophyta, Magnoliopsida, Fabales, Fabaceae. The record is from the annotation of a GenBank genome assembly.